CAGUCAGUUCUUUCUCGUGUCUCUUUCAGUCGUGGAGCACCAUGCAUCGCUGAAUAUUUGCUCACUCCGCGUCGGUUUCAUUUCUUACAUUCACCCUUUGCAUGCGACUGUACCCGUGGUUUUGGCAUUCUUCGUGAUGUACAAAUACAGAGAUCUUUUUUCGGUUCUGCUGUGUCUAAUUCUCAUUGUCUUCGUUACUAUUAGUAUAUUCGCAUAUAAAACCAAAGAAUAUGGCUCUACAGUCCCCAUCAACCGGACGGAGAAUUCCCAACCUUCUGCCGUAUUGGACAUCAUUGAGCUAAAAGAACAGUUUCCUGCUCCCUCGGCGAACUCGGGAUCAACUGGAAGCAACAUCACGCAACGGGAGCUUGCAAAGGCCGAGGAAACUUGGAAGAGGAGCAUCGAGCGCAGGUUCGCUGAAAGACGGGAGUCGGUUCGCGCUCGGUGUGAGGAAGUUGGUCCCUAUAGUUACAAUGCUAAGAGAACCGCCCAAAUGUCAUUUUACUGCAGCAAAAACUACAAUAUUUUCGUGUGUGUUACUGCCAAGUCCGGCGCCACUACCUGGAAGACUCACCUUCUGCGGAUGGACGGCGUAAACGAUCAUCACAUCCGCAAUCCGCACACGGGGAAAUACGACAGUUUAAUCCGCGCCAGCAUUCAGUUUGAUGCCGACCAGCUCCAGGUGGCAGCGACAUCCCAGUCAGCCACUCGGAUCAUGACUGCCAGACACCCUCUCACGCGCCUCGUCUCUGCCUACCGCGACAAGUUUAACGACGGGCAGCGCCCUCCGGUAUCCAGAUGGGGCCAUUUAACCAAAAGACAUUGCAGGAAUUGCACUCGCCCCGACGGUACUCUGCCUUUUCCUCAGUUUCUCACACUGGUAUUAACUGAGUCGAACUCUAAAGGUGUGGCGGGAUUGGACAAGCACUAUCGCCCUUACUCCACCGUCUGUAGUCCCUGCGAAAUCCAGUAUGACUAUAUCUUUAAACAAGAGACCUUCGACGAAGACCUCCGCUACUUAACUCAGGUUCUUAAUAUCAAGGAGGUCAAAUCUGGGCUGCGGACGAACACCAAGGGAAACGCGACACAGAAUUCUAGCCACCUCGACUACUACUCGGACAUUCCUCCUGAAGUCCUGAAGCAAAUCUACAGGGUGUAUGAGAAGGAUUUCAGGAUUUUCGACUAUGAAUUUCCUGAGUUUCUUUUGAGGAAAAUGGAAGGUUAAAUGUUUGCAUCUACAUGGAUUGUGCUGAAAGGCAGCCAUUUGGAAUAUGAUUAUCCAGUUACCAUUUGUAAAAACAAAUAAAUGAUUGUGAAAUGUAUAUUUUGUAUAAGAAAACUUCACUCUGUGUCUUUUAAAUCUUAUGGAUUAAACAGUGAUCAUGAAA
This is a messenger RNA of Penaeus monodon (black tiger shrimp), 1388 nucleotides long. Its product is annotated as carbohydrate sulfotransferase 11-like. Lineage: Eukaryota; Metazoa; Arthropoda; Malacostraca; Decapoda; Penaeidae. Gene Ontology annotation, biological process: carbohydrate biosynthetic process. The record is from RefSeq and is a predicted model, not a curated record. Gene Ontology annotation, cellular component: membrane. The transcript has 5 exons. Gene Ontology annotation, molecular function: sulfotransferase activity. The coding region runs from base 137 to 1225 and encodes 362 amino acids.